AUGGAGAGAGAUAACAGUAGGGUGGACUCAACCACUACGUUUGGGUCACACAUUAUCUGUUUACGGUGGUGGGAAAAUUUUGAUGUUUGGGGUCUUGCCAAAAGUGGUCCUCUGCAGUUUAGAUCAAGUGACGUUUUCACCAUGGAUGUGAGCAUGGAUGAACAAUGUUGGAGAUGUGUAACGAGUAGUGGGAUGCCUGGAGCCGAAAAUCCAGGUGGCAUAGCUCCCCCUGCUCGACUUGAUCAUGUGGUGGUGAGCCUCCCUGGUGGUAGAAUCCUUGUCAUUGGUGGAUUUGUGGCUAGUCUUCACUCUGCAUCCCAACUUUAUACACUUGAUCCUACUAAAUGA
Molecule: messenger RNA, 348 nt
Organism: Fraxinus pennsylvanica
Lineage: Eukaryota; Viridiplantae; Streptophyta; Magnoliopsida; Lamiales; Oleaceae
Source: the annotation of a GenBank genome assembly